UAACCUCCCUGGGUUUCCGCCCAUUCCUCCACAGUUGAUUCUUUGGGAUGGUAUUGUCAUGCAAAUACAGGACGCGUAAAAUAUUCCCCCAGAGCUCAGCGCAGGGCAGAGACUCGCACGGACCGCGCAGAGGACACAGACCGGCCCACACGGUGGAUUUGUAUCGUUUUCGUCGCUACGGACCCGUCCAUCUGUCACAGACACCCUGGCCACAUGAGCGGCGACACAUAGCCAGGACGUGAAAGCCAGGAAAACAGGUCGGGCCGUUCAAGAAAAAGCUGCGGAGGCUGGCCUGUGGAGAUAGUGUCAUACUUCCAAUUUCCCCAAGUGAAGUCGGAGGUGUUUCUCGUCUCCAUCCCCUGCUAUAGGCUACCUGCUGCUGCUACUACAGAGGGGGGAGCUACACGUAGAGACGCCUGGAUCGCUUGAGAGCACCCUUUUAUGUUUUUUAUUUUAGGAUCUCUCAAAUAUUAACAUUUUUGCACACCAAGUGUGUUAUUUCCUCUCCUGUCCUUUUUGGGAUAUAUACAGAGCUCUUUUUUCUGUUUUAAUACUUUAAAGUGCCUUAAUAACUGGUUAUAAUCCAGUGUAACUGUGGCAUUGUCACAAGACCAGAGAAGAUCAACAGGGAGAAGACGAUUAUUAUCAGCUUUAGAGCCCAGGCAGGAUUACUGGUUCCCCACCCUCCAGCGCGCUGCAACCAUGAGCCAGGCGGAUGUGUCGACUUGCUCCGCGCCGCAGAGGGUUUUCCAGGAGGCGGUGAAGAAGGGCAACACCAAGGAGCUGCACUCGUUGCUGCAGAACAUGACAAACUGUGAGUUCAACGUCAACUCCUUCGGGCCAGAAGGACAGACGGCCCUCCACCAGUCCGUCAUUGACGGCAACCUGGAGCUGGUAAAACUGCUGGUGAAGUUUGGAGCAGAUAUACGGCUUGCCAACAGGGAGGGGUGGAGCGCUUUACACAUCGCCGCCUUCGGGGGCCACCAAGACAUUGUGCUAUACCUCAUCACCAAGGCCAAGUACUCCUCUGGCGCCCGGUGAUCUGUCUCUGCUGUCAGGUAAAAUAAGAAAACAACAAAAAAAAAAAUUCAACAAGUGGAAAAUAAAAUUGCAACACACGGGAAAGUCAGGCUCUUUUAAAAGCAAAAAAACUGCCAUUAUCUACAUAGUUGUGCCAAAUUCUAUUGAAAAAGGAAAUAAAAAUAGGCCUGCACAAUAAUCUUCCCUCAUUGUAAACCAAACGGGGCUCUCUGUGCACUCCUGAGUGAAGCACCGCAUGGUUCAUACACAGCGCUUCAACACGAAUCUUUUAACAAAAGAAACGCCUUUUCGGUGAGUUUGUUGGUACUAAAGCUUUCCUCUUGAAUGUGUAUAGCCUACUAGAUCUUGUCGUUCACUAUAAAAGAAGCCAGUGCCUGUGUAUCACAUGUGUGUGUUUGGACUCCGGAGUGCAGAUGGCCCAGUUUCUUUUCCCUCUCCAUGACCUCCCAUCCCCAGUACAGUUCCUACAAUAGUUUCUUUGUAGGGGGCGCAGAUUUGACCUGUCGCUCCUCAUUGUUCACUUGUUAAAACCCUUUUUAAGUUAUUUUAUAUGAAACACGGCACUUGAUGCUGCAUAUGGCUGCAUGCUGGAAUAUCUGAAAGGGAAGACACACGAACAAGAGAAGAAGGGUUGCCCUCUGUUGGCUACCAGAGGUCUGUUUUCUUUAAUAGAUUAUUUUUUCUUUCUUUUUUUUACUCAAAAGAGCGGCAUUAUGGCUAUCCAGCACGCUUUCCGAUGUGUAAUCAUUAUGUAACAACAACUGAUCCAUCAUUGUUGUGAAGUACUGUACACAAUAGCUUUACUUUGUUUCUGUUUUUUUUUGUUUGUUUGGUUUUUUUAAGAAAAGAAGAGACAGUAGCUGAGUGCGCUCUGCCUACCUGCCUACAGAUCUUGCCAUGCUGGCGUCCAACUGUUCAGGCCAGUGUGACCACUUUUGCCAGUGGUCAUUGUGUUAAAAAAAAAACGCUGCUUUCGCUUUGUAUCAAAAAAGUCACAUUUGGAAUUCACUUUAUAAUCUCCUUUCAGUAUUUUAUUAACAUCCUAGUCAUCACUGUGAAAGCAGGCUGGGUUUUUUUUUUUAUUUAUGAAGGUACAUUGAGAAGAUGCAUUUUUGAAUAUGUUGUGGUUCUUCUUUUAAAAAAGUGUAAGAAUAUCUAGGGUGACUCAAGCUGCUUCAGACUCGUAGUAUAAACUGUCCCGUGUGGAGGUAGACCUGCUCCCCCCCCCCCCCCCCCCCCAGAAACCCCUCUGUUAUAGUCUGUUGACCCUCAGAAGACUUUCUCUACCCCUCCCUCCCAUCAAAAAGGACUUUGUUUGGUUUCCUUUUGCCAGCUACCUCGACUAUAAAAGUAUUCUCAAGUUGUUCAGCUCUCUCACCACUCUGCCACGUUGUUUGGAGUCUGAAGAGAUUCACAAUUUGUCUGUGAUCAUCCGCAUGCCAGUAUGGGUUUUUUCUUCCUUCUCUCGCUAUGUAGCCUAACAGACACGAUGGACUUCAAGAUGCAAUGAACUUAUUUCCUGCAUCCUCAGUCGGGACAGUUUAUUCUACACUACAACCAAACCAAUUCUGACAAGCAAAGCAUCGUUUUGCCUUUCUGCAAGGGAGUCUCUGGUUCUCUCUCUUUCUGUCUCUAUGUCUCACCACACACACUGCCAUUGUUGCAUGUUUUCCCUGUAAACCUCCUCUUUGCUCUCUCUCUCUUCAUCAGCCUGUAUGGUCGUUUUUUUAUUUCUAUAUUUUUUUCAGUCAUACAAAAAAAGUGGAAUUGUAUCGCAUGACUUAUAAAUGCAGGGAGUUUUAUUGCACAAAAAUGCGGAGCCUUGUGCGUCCCCAGUGUUUGUACGGGGUAACUGCAGGAGCCAAGGCUUUGGAAUAGUUACUACUACUGAGCAGGACCCUAAUACUGUUGGACGAUGAAGACUUUAAAAACAACAACACAUGACUUAGCAGGAUGUCACAACAAAAGGAAAAAAAACAAGAAGAGAAUUUGGUUCCAUAAACUUGCCUGCUGCAUUUUGAAAGUCAUGGCACCCUAACAUUUGUAUCAAUGCUGCUUGUACGUUUUUUUUUGUUGUUGAUGUUGAUGUUAUUUUUUAAAAAUCUUCUGCUCAAAUGGCCAACAGUUGUAUAGACUCUUCACAGCAGCACUGGUUCACCUCAGGAGAAGCUGCUGAGAGAGUGCGUUUUUGUAAUUGAAGAGUGUGUGUGUGUGUGUGUGUGUGUGUGUGUGUGUGUGUGUGUAGUUGUGCGCUUCUCCUGAGGCCCCGUGUUGCUGUGUUAAAACAACAGUCAUCCAGACUGAGAACAUCCCAUUUGAAACCUGGAACAACCACAAAAGUAACUGAAGCGAUAGAUCCACUACAUCAAAGUACAGAUUGGUAUCAGGCAACAAAUGAUAUAUGCAUUGCUUGUCUUAAACUUGAUGUUUUUUUUUUCUUCCUUUAUUUUUUUUUGUUUUGUUUGAAUAUUGCACUGAUGACUGUUGUUAAAGGUUGGCUUUUGUGUGUCAACAUUUAAUUUUUUUCUGAAUAGAAAAAAACAAACACAACAAAUACUAUUGUAUAAAUAUAUGCUCCAGGUGAUAAUGUCCUAAUGUGUGUGUUACUUUGUGGAAAAAAAACAUGGCGUUUUUUUAAAAACAAAGAUGCGUGUAUCUCUGUGAUUGGGUGUAUGUAUAUAUACAUAUGGAUAUAUAUAUAUCAACGCUGAUGAUGAUGAUGAUAUCUUGGGGCACUUUCUUUUCUGAAGUGCUGUCUUCCUGUUUUUUUUGAAAGGGGAAUAAUACAUUUGAUGGUAAGAUCAUUGUAACAUGAUUAAAAAUUGCACGGUUGUGUGGUUGUUUGGCUUACCAGGGUCAUAACAUUUAUGACGUAAGGAGCCAGCCGCCGAAUUGGUGUACAUGAGUGAGAUGAUUUUUUUAGAAAAAGAAAAAAGUGCUGACUUCUUUGGACCAAGUUGUGUUUCCGCCCUUGCUUCAUUUCAAGCAAGAGGAAACAGCUGAUGUUUGUUUUUUUUGAGUGAUGCAGAUGUUCCAUCAUGUUUGAUUUUAUUUUUGGAUUUCUGUUUGUAUUCUUUGGUUUUUGAACGUUUGUAACACUGUGAUGAUGACGUGAUGUCAUGUGGAGAUGAGUGCUGUAUUAUUUUUGUACGUUUGUGUACAAGCCAGUAAAGAAAUCAUUAAACUCAAGUUCUCUGUG
Molecule: messenger RNA, 4240 nt
Organism: Micropterus salmoides (largemouth bass)
Lineage: Eukaryota; Metazoa; Chordata; Actinopteri; Centrarchiformes; Centrarchidae
Gene: nrarpa
Product: NOTCH regulated ankyrin repeat protein a
Exons: 2
Coding region: 703-1041 (112 amino acids)
Cellular component (GO): cytoplasm
Molecular function (GO): protein binding; enzyme inhibitor activity; phosphatase regulator activity
Source: RefSeq, a predicted model, not a curated record